Penicillium taxi is the source of this 327-nucleotide messenger RNA. Its product is annotated as 50S ribosomal protein L36. Gene Ontology annotation, molecular function: structural constituent of ribosome. The transcript has 3 exons. Gene Ontology annotation, biological process: translation. The record is from RefSeq and is a predicted model, not a curated record. The coding region runs from base 1 to 327 and encodes 108 amino acids. NCBI's taxonomy places the organism in Eukaryota, Fungi, Ascomycota, Eurotiomycetes, Eurotiales, Aspergillaceae. Gene Ontology annotation, cellular component: ribosome.
AUGUUCACCCUCCGCACCGUCCUCCGCGCCCCCGGCGCCAUACGCCAGUUUGUGGCUCAUCGAUCAAUCCUCGGAGCUGCGUCGCUUCGUCCUUUCUCGCACAUGAUACAGACUAGCCUUACAAAACUGCGUGUAUCUCAAUCACAGACCAACAGUGCAGUUGGUGUUAGCGGCGUCUCUGCCCGCCAAAUUGAACAGAUUCGGGGUAUGAAGACUCGGUCUUCGGUCAAGCGACUUUGCGAUGGUUGCAAGCCCGUUCGAAGAAAGAACCGUGUUUUUAUCAUCUGCUCUAAAAACCCCAAGCACAAGCAACGUCAAGGGAAAUAG